Telopea speciosissima is the source of this 2258-nucleotide messenger RNA. RefSeq names its product geranylgeranyl transferase type-2 subunit alpha 1. The transcript has 9 exons. Bases 123 to 2228 code for a protein of 701 amino acids. The record is from RefSeq and is a predicted model, not a curated record. NCBI's taxonomy places the organism in Eukaryota, Viridiplantae, Streptophyta, Magnoliopsida, Proteales, Proteaceae. Gene Ontology annotation, molecular function: protein binding; Rab geranylgeranyltransferase activity. Gene Ontology annotation, biological process: protein geranylgeranylation. Gene Ontology annotation, cellular component: Rab-protein geranylgeranyltransferase complex; cytoplasm.
GGUAGUUGCCUCGUUUGUUCGUCUGGAACUGAUCGAGUGCAGGUGUUCCUCUACGCACGCGUAGACUCGCUCGAUCCCUCUCGCCCUCUCCCUCUCCCUCUCUUCUCUUUUCGCAAAGAAAAAUGCACGGGCGUCCUCGAAAGGCCACGAAACCAGAUGACACAGUUUCAGCUGCCAAAGCUGCUCAACUGCGAAGCCUCCAAGAUCAACUUCUUCAAUAUCACCAUGACAAGAUCUACACUAAGGAAGCCCUAGAAAUCGGCGCGAAACUUGUAGAAGUAAAUCCCGAACACUACACUGCUUGGAAUUACAGAAAGCUAGCUGUGGAUAAUAUACUCAUAUCCGAAACCGAUCCCGACGCCAUUAAAUCUAUUCUUAACCAAGAACUACGAGUCGUAGAGAGUGCGUUGAGACGAAAUUUUAAGUGUUACUCGGCAUGGUACCAUCGCAAAUGGGUCUUGAACAAAGGAUUCCUUUCUUUCGAUAAGGAAUUCCGACUUUUGGAUCAAUUCCAAAGACUCGAUUCUCGGAAUUUCCACGCAUGGAAUUACCGGAGAUAUGUUGCAUCUCUGAAGAACCUAUCGCUGGAGGAGGAGCUAAAGUUUACCACGGACAUGAUUGAUACAAACUUCAGCAAUUAUUCUGCGUGGCACAAUCGUAGUGUACUUUUGUCUGAUUUGCUGAAGCAGAAGGCUCAAGGAUUUGCUGAUAGGGAAAAAAUUCUGACAGAAGAAUAUGAGCUUGUACACCAAGCUAUUUUUACAGAUCCAGAUGACCAAAGUGGGUGGUUUUAUCAUCUCUGGCUUCUGGAUCAAACAGUUAAACCAGAUUCUCCAGUGCUGGUUGCCUCUUGGCCUCCUCAGGGUUCAGAUCUGAUGUUAUCUUUUGAACAUAACUUUAGUGGUGGUGCACUACUUCCAUUCAGAAGUGUUUAUUCUGAUAAAGGGGUUUUUCCUGUCGUUCUUUAUUUUAAUCAAGCUGUUGGAGGAGUAGACUCUUCAGCAAUAACCAUUGAAUACAUGUUCAAUAAGAAUGAAGAUCUUACUUGGAUGCCACUUUCAACAGACAAUUCAGGAAGUGCCCAAGCUUGGGUAACAUAUUUGAACUUUCCUGAUGCCAAAGGUCUCUCAAAAUCUCAUCCAGUUGAUGUUAAGUUUGGACAUUCUCAAGGUAUUGUCACUUCAACUGGGUGCCACUAUUGCCAUUCUUCCCAAUUUGCAUUUACUGUGAGGUUACACUCAAUUGAUCCAGAACGUAGUGAAGUGGGGUCUGAUAUUGAGAUGGUUGUGUGGAAGGAUGACAAUUUUAAUGCUAAUGAAAAACCUAUUUGGGACUUAAGUUCUAUUGGUUCUUUUGACCAACUUAGAAUUGACAAGGAAUGUGAGCAAAAGACCUAUAGCUGGCAUGCUGAGACUAUAUCUAAUGAGAUAGCUCUCUUCCGGGAGUUGUUGUCGGAGAUAGACUGUAAAAUUGGAAAGCUUACCCUUGCACGACUUUUAAAGGCUCAUGAUGCAAUGAUGUCGUACCAGUUGCCUUCUCAACAGAAGAGGAUUCAUUCUGAAGAAGUUUUGGAUCUAUUUAUUGACUUGAUGAAGUUGGACCCCUGUCAUUCUAGAUUUUACAAGGAUGAACACAGCUUAGUCCUCUUGGAGCAGAUGACCUCCACAAGUGAUUCUUUGCUGAGGUACUGCUGUCAGUAUAACGACCAAACUUCUUUGAGUCUACACAACUUGAUCUGCUUACGCCUCAAGAAUAUGUCACUAUCACGAAUUGGAUUUUCCGAGCGUUUACUAUGGGUACAAAUGCUAGAUCUCAGCCACAACGAACUUCAUUCUAUAGAAGGUUUGGAAGCAAUGCAACUUCUCUCCUGUUUGAAUCUAAGCAACAACAAACUCAGAAGUCUUACUGCACUGGAGCCUUUGAGACUGCUAAAAUCUUUAAAAGUGUUGGAUAUCUCCUACAACGAGAUUGGUGCACAUUAUAUUGACACAACUAGGUAUUUGUGUGCAUCUCCGCUGUCACAAGCAGUAGGAACUGAUUGGAAUAUUAAUGAUGUAACUAAUGGUGUUAGUAUGAGAGAGUAUUGGGAAGCUGUGGUGAUUUUUAAAGGCUUACAUUUAACACAGUUAGAUGUAGUGGGAAAUGCAAUCGCUGAUGAGAAAUUUAAGAUAGUGCUGUCCAAGGUUCUCCCUUGCCUUAAGUGGCUUGAUGGUGAAGAAGUACACUAACCAAUUGUAUUUCUUGUUUGGUCAUCAAUA